AUGGCGAAUCAAGAAAUAAGUUUAAAAUGGAACGGGUAUCAGAGCAAUAUUUUGUUCAACGUAAAAGAAUUAUUCAAAGACGAGUGCUUGUCGGAUGUUACUUUGGUCUCAGAGGGUCAUAGUUUUAAGGCUCAUAAAGUAAUAUUGUCAGCGAAUAGUUCAGUUUUUAGGACAAUAUUUCAGCAAAACCCCCACAAGGAUCCAAUUAUAGUGCUUCAUGACAUCAGUACGGCCUCUCUGCGCACGCUGCUGACGUUUAUGUACAACGGGGAGGUGAAUGUGACUGAGGAAUUCUUGCCAAUACUCUUGAAGACUGCAGAAACAUUGAGAAUCUGUGGUCUGUCUACUGGCAGUGAGACUUCACGCGAAGAGGAUAGAACUCCUGGGGGUACUGUGCCAAAAAAACGUAAAAAAAGCGAGCAUGAAGACAGUAGCAGUAAAUGUAAGAAGUGUGUCUAUGCACAGGGCAAACAAGAGGCUGCAUCAAAUAAUUUAGUGCCAAAGCUAGAACCAGUGGAAUCGCCGUUGACUGAUUGUUCAGGAGAAAAUACUAAUGAUACGGACAUAGCCGUGCUCGAUGAUGUUGUUGAGAAAAAGCAAAAUAAAUCAGGAGCCCAGUCAAAGAAGAGAAAGCGGGACUCGGAUAACAAUAAUAAAUGCAAAAAGUGUGUGCCAGUUGAUUCGGAAACCGUACACAAGAUUAGCUCUGAUAGCGGAAAACAAUCUAAUAUUGUACUAAAAAUUGAACCAGUGGAAUCCAUGUUAACGGAAUAUUCUGGGGACAACACAAACGAUACGGAAAUAGCUUUAAUAGAAGAUACAACGGAGAAGAAACUUACCGUAGAAAACUGUCUCAAUAAGAAAGCACAUAAUGUGAGUGACCGAAUUGAUAAAAUCGAAGUGAGUAGUACACAGCCAUGUUUGAAUGAGAAACUUAAUAACGGAGAUGCAUCGGAAGAAAUAAUUGAGAUUGACAAAGAAGUUGAGACCGUACUGCAAAGCGGAACGAGGAUUGAAUCACUCAGUAUAAAAACGGAGAACCUGAAUGUGGUGUCUACUGAUUGUAAAGAUCCAUCAUUCCCUUGCCCGUUUUGUCCUCGAGUGUACAACAGUUGGGGUUACCGACGAAGACAUGUCAAGUCCAGGCAUGUUACUAACAGGCUCUCAUGCAAGUGGUGUAUAUCAGUGCUGCCAUCUACAGGAGCUUGGUACACCCACGCAACUCGCACCCAUGGAGUGCCACACGAGGAGGCACGGAACUCUUUGGUUGUGAUGGUAGAAGCUCAUGCUGUACUAACUCAAAUGAAUGAACCAAAUGUCACUCAGUUACUCGUUUAA
This is a messenger RNA of Spodoptera littoralis (African cotton leafworm), 1338 nucleotides long. Lineage: Eukaryota; Metazoa; Arthropoda; Insecta; Lepidoptera; Noctuidae. The record is from the annotation of a GenBank genome assembly.